Lodderomyces margitis is the source of this 4941-nucleotide messenger RNA. RefSeq lists its product as uncharacterized. The transcript has a single exon. The record is from RefSeq and is a predicted model, not a curated record. Bases 1 to 4941 code for a protein of 1646 amino acids. NCBI's taxonomy places the organism in Eukaryota, Fungi, Ascomycota, Pichiomycetes, Serinales, Debaryomycetaceae.
AUGAAGGUUUGCAACUUGUUACUUGUUGCUGCGGUUGCCAAUUCGUUGGCAAUCAGGACCCCGCAAAAUGCGAAUAAUGGGAAUGGUGAUGGCUCAAAGAAGACUAGCCAUAGACUUGGAUUUAAGCAUCACAAGGCUAUGAGAUUGAGAUUACCGUUGAAGACAUCAGUCGAUUCUGCUGCUGCUGCUGCUACCACCAAUCAAGGUGAAUCCAAUGAAUGGAGCGUUGAGCACCAAGCUGACUAUGCCAUGAAAGCUAAGUUUAUCGAUGAUAGUGAUAAUGAAGAUAGUUCUCAUGCUGAUGAGACUGAUUUGGGAUCUGGUAACCUUGGUGGUAUUUUUGCUGCUGAUCAGGAAUCGGAUCCUACUUUUACCGCCAAGUUUAAGUCGGGUGGAUUUGGUGAUAUGUUUUGGCAAUUGUUGAGUGUUGGCAAAGACUUGACUAUUGAAAAGAUUAAUAUCUUGAAGGACAUUUUGUCCAUGUUGGAUCAAAUUAAGAAUAUCCGUGGUAAGGAUGCUGAGGAACCAGUGUCUCUUAAUGUUGUUGAUGGCGGUAAUGAUGCCCAAGAAUCGAUGAGAAUUUCCAAGAGAGAUGUUGAAUCUGCCGAUGCUGAGGAGUUUAACACUUUGAUUAAACUUGAUAAGUUGAAGGGCCUUUUCAAGAAAGGCAAAGGUGGUAAAGGUGGAUGGAAGAAUAAGUUUGGCAAAGGAAAACAUGAUGAUGAUCAUGAUGACGAUUCCGACUAUGAUGACGACUCAGACUAUGACCAUGGUAAAGAUGAUUGUGAAGAUGAUGAGUAUGAUCACAGAAGUGGGGGGGAUUUAGACCACAAGACAAAGAAGUCUGGAUCUAAACUCAAUGGUGGCCGUCGUGGUAACUACAAGAAAGGUUCCAACAAGGAUAAAGACUUUGAUCGCAAUGACGACGAUUAUGAAGGGGACAGAAAGCACCGUGAUGGAAAGAAGAAUCAUAGUGGUAAAGACGAUGAAGAUUGGAACAGGAAUAAGAACAAUAAGAAGAAUGGUCACGACUCCAAGAAACAACAACCAUACGGAAAAGAAUCCAAUUUCAAGUAUGAUAAAGGUCACUCUGAUUCCAAAGAUUGGGAACGUGCUGAACUUGCAUUUGACCGUGAUUUGAAGCAACGUGAUUUGGAUCGUGGAGUGCAUGGUAGAAUUGUUGGUGGAAAUAGAUUGCGUGGUGGUGAUGAUAAGUUGCAUGGACGUCCUGACGAUUGUGAUGAUGACUUUGAACAUGGAGGAGAUCAUGGUAAAAAUCAUGGUAAGGACCACGGAAAGGAUCAUGGAAAGGACCACGGAAAGGAUCAUGAUUGGAAGAACGAUAGAGACCAUGGUAAGGAUCAUGGAAAGGACCAUGAUAGAGAUCACGAAUGGAAAAGCGAGAAAGAUCAUGGAAACCCACACGGGAGAGAACAUAACGAAAAGGACCAUGGAAGAAAUGAUCAUUGGAACCGUAAUGAAGAUUGUGAUGAGUUUGACCAUGAUAAUGAUCAUCGUGGUAAAGAUUGGAACAGAGAAAAAGGACAUGGUAGAAAUGAUAGCAGAGAAGCUGACUUAUCUCAUCCAGGAAAGAAGGACCAUCCAAAAGUUUCCAAGCGUGAGGAAAUGCUUGUGGCUAUAAGAGAUUUGAGCAAAUUAAAGAAAAUGAUGGCAGGCAAAAAGGAUAAGUCUUCUGCUGCUCCAACUACUGUUGCCCCAACAACAUCUGCUCCAGAACCACAACCAACCGAGCAAGAAGAAUGUCCUGAUGAAUCAGUGUCUGAAGCACCAGUUGCAGCCACAACAACUACUGUAACCCAACCUGCUCCAACUGGUAAAACCGGAGGUUUGAAAUCCAAGUUGAAGGGUUUGUUCAACAAGGGUGGAAAUGGUAAAGGGAAAUUGAGCGGAUUAAAGUCUAAAUUUUCAAAGGGCAAGAACACUUCAACUGCUGCACCUGCUACAACUACUGUAACUGUUGACUGUGUUGAAACUGAGGCCCCUGUCGAAGAUGAAGACUGUCCAGAAGAAAAGAAAUUGGCCAAAGCUAAAGCCGAUAAGGAGAAGCGUGAAGUUGCCGACGUUGUCGUUGAUUCAAAGUAUUUUGGAUUCGGUGGUAACAAGAAUGGUCAGUCAAAAUCAGGAAGUGGAAAAGGGAAAGGUGGAAAGCCAGAGGAAUCUAAGCCAAACAAUUUUGAUAAUGAAGACUGCGAGGACGAAGGGGAAGAAGAAAAGCUUAACGGUAAGCAAAAUGGUGGCAAGAAGGAUAUCAAGGGGAAGUUGAAGGGGAAAUUUGGCGGCUUGAAAGGAAAGAUGGGAGGGGCCGGAAUGAAAGACAAGCUUGGCGGCUUGAAAGGAAAAAUGGGCGGCACUGGGAUGAAAGACAAGCUUGGUGGAUUAAAGGGAAAAUUUAAAAAGGGUGGAAAAAAUCAAGGUCCAGUAGAUGUUAAUGAUGAAGAAGAUUGCGACGACUUGUACGACAAUGGCAAAGGAAACUCCAACUUUGGAAAAGGCAAGCGUGAAGUAGAUGACAAUUUCUAUGACUCAGGAGCCGAAUGGUGUUACGAUUCAGAUUGUGGCAAUGAUGAAUUUUUCAACGAGAAGGAGUUUGGUCUUACAGGGAGCAAUCGCAAAGGGCUGGAACCCCAAUUUUACGCUCAGAGUGUAGUUUCGAAACACGAUUUAGUUGAAGAUUUGUUGUUGAAGGUUUUUGUCCAAUUGAAGAAUUCAGGUUUGAUUAACGACAUUAUCAAGAUGUCAUUAACUGAUGAUGUUGUCAGAGGUGCAUUGACUGAUAUCACUAUUAAGUUGUUGAAUGCAGAUGUCAUUCCAUGGGAUGAAAUUAUUCUUGCUAUCAAGACCCAUGGUCUUGUUCUUGACGUUACAAAAUUUACCUUGACUAAUCCUGAAGUUAGACAAGGUUUGGCUUCAUUUGUAUUGGAACUUAUUCCUGGUUUAAUUAAAGGCGGUGCAUUAACUACCAAGCAAGUUGUUGAACAAUUGAAGAUCGAAGAUCGUGAAUGGCACGGUAAAAGUAAAGGUAAAGAUUUGGAUCGUCCUCGUAUUCAACCAUUAGGACCAUUCCCAGGUGAUGGUGCUGAGGAGGAAUUCUCACGCGAUGGCCACCAUGAAAAAAGCCAUGUAAAGACUGUAAAGGGACACGAAGAAGAGCAUCACUAUGUGAAGUUCCGUAAUGCUACAUUUGAUCACGAAAUUGAACACCAUCAACAAAAGAACAAAGAUAUUGAAAAGUUGCACCACGAAGAAAACCAUCAUGGAGACCACGAAGAAGAUGAUUAUGAGAGCAAACACCAUGAUUCCGAAAAGGACUACCAUGAAGAAUCCAAGAAUGGUCGUGAUGUUCAUGAAAAGGAUAUCCAUGAAGUAGAAACUGAUCACCAUAAGGAAAAACAUCACCAGGACUUGAACAGAGAUGGUGAGUUGCGUGAAGAGCAUCAUGAAAAGAGUAAUAAAGAAUUGAAGAAAGAAAAGCACGAUCAAGAUUUCCACCUUGACGAUGAAGUUUCUGAAGUAAAGCAAAAGAGGAAUGAAUUGGAACACCACGAAAAAGAAGUUCAUAAAAAGGAGAAAGACGUACAUGAAUUGGAUCUUCAUGAGCAAUACAAUGAAGGGGGGGAGCAUCAUGAAGUUGAUCUUCAUGAAAAGAACAAACAUGGUUUAGAAAAAGACCUUUAUGAAAAAGAUGAGCAUGAGAAGGAAGGUAGUCAUGGAAAAGACCACCAUCAUAAAGAUGAGCAUAGAUUGUCUAAGGAUUUCCAUGAAAAAGACCUUCAUCAAGUAGAUGACGAUGCUGAUGGUACUCAUUAUGACAAAGACCUUCACGAAUUGGAUGGUGUUCAAGUCGAAAAAGAUCUUCACAGGGAUCGUGUCUAUGAGGUUGACCACAAGAGAAAGAGACACGAAGUUGAGCACUUUGAAGAGGAUUUCCACAAGAAUGUAACUGAACACCAUGAACAUGAUUUCCACGAAGUUGUUGAUGGCGACUCAUCGCAUCAUGAGAAGGACAAGCAUCAAAAUGAGGAUCAUAGUGUUGAACACGAUAAACACCUGGUUGACCAUCAUGAAGAAGAUCACGGUGAAUUUGAUUAUGAAAAGGAUUUCCAUGAUUUGGAUGAAUUUUUCAAGGAGAAGGAGCACCACUCUGACUAUUUCCACGAGCUUGAACACAAGAGAAAGAGACAUGAAUUGGAGCAUUUUGAAGAAGAUUUCCACAAGGAUGUCAAACAGCAUCAUGAAGUUGAUCAUCAUGAGAAUAUUGAAGAUAAAUGGAGCCAUGAUGAAAAAGUUCACCAUAAGGAGGAUGAUUUUGCUUUAGGUCGCGACAAGCAUGCAGUUGAGCAUCACGAAGUAGAUCACAAUGAUGACUCUGACUAUAGCAAGGAUUUACAUGAGUUGGAUGAUGUUUCAAAGGAGAAGGAACACCACCAGGACUUUUAUCAUGAAGUUGAUCAUGAUCUUCGUCGUCGUGACAUUCCUUAUGAACAUGACAAAGUAGCUCAGGGCAAGGAUUUACAUGAAUUGGAUAAGCAUUUUAAGCAAAAGGAUAAGGAUCAUUUUUCCAAGGACAAUCUUUACGAAGGUGAACGUCAUUAUAAAGAACACUAUGAAAAGGAGCAUCAUGAGAAGGAGAAUCAUGAAACUACGCCUGACAGAAAUCAUUAUGAAAAGGAGGAACAUGACAGGGAAGAACAUGGAAAAGAGAAUCACGAAAAGGGACCCCAUGAACAUGAAGAGUUUUCAAAGGAGCACGGCAAGUCUGUUGACAAGAAGGAGUCGAGUGAAAAUGCCUUUGGUAAGAAGGAGCACGAAUUGAAGGGAGACUUUGGUUUCCAGUAUGACCCUUCUGCUGCUGCUGCUGCUGCUGCUAUUAGUGGCCCAGCUCAAGCUCCAGGACAAAUUAUCCCACCUGUCGGUGCUUAG